GACAUUGAGAAGGCUCUAGAAGGAUAUACACCUGCAGCCUUACGUGGUGCAAGCCUACAUUCUCCGGGGGAUUUAUCCUGGCAAGAUAUAGGAGGACUGAAUGAUAUCAAGGCUGUCUUAGUAGAAACUCUACUUUGGCCAUCAAGGUAUCCAAAAUUGUUUGCCAGUUGUCCUCUCCGUCUUCGUUCGGGAAUUCUACUAUAUGGACCCCCUGGUUGUGGUAAAACACUUCUUGCUGGGAUUGUUGCAAAGGAAUGCGGAUUAAAUUUCAUAAGUAUUAAGGGUCCGGAAAUACUUAAUAAAUACAUUGGUGCUAGUGAGCAAGCUGUUCGAGAUUUAUUCGUGAGAGCUCAAUCAGCCAAGCCAUCCAUUUUAUUUUUUGAUGAAUUUGACUCGAUUGCACCCAGGCGAGGACAUGAUAGUACUGGUGUUACAGAUCGAGUUGUCAACCAACUCCUCACUCAAUUAGAUGGAGUAGAAGGCUUGGAAGGUGUAUAUGUACUUGCUGCAACCAGUCGACCUGACUUAAUCGAUCCAGCACUUUUGCGCCCUGGCAGAUUUGAUAAGUGUUUAAGAUGUGAUUUGCCAACAAAGCAAGAACGAGUUGAAAUCUUGAAAGCGCUUUCACAAAAAUUAACCUUAUCAAAAGAUGUUGACCUAGAUGAAAUUGCUGAAAGUUCUGAACAUUUUAGUGGGGCUGAUCUGAAGGGACUCUUAUAUAAUGCUCAGAUAACAUCUAUACAUGAAAGCCAACAGUAUUAUACAAAGGUAUCAAAUACAGUCCAGGAUUAUCAACCCAAUAAAUUUACAAAUAAAGAAAUACUACUCAUACACGGUUUCAAUGAGACUCCACGAUCUCCAAAUGAUACCGAAAUUAAAGAAAUCAAUGCAGCGGUAUGA
This is a messenger RNA of Trichoplax adhaerens, 900 nucleotides long. RefSeq lists its product as uncharacterized. Gene Ontology annotation, biological process: protein import into peroxisome matrix. NCBI's taxonomy places the organism in Eukaryota, Metazoa, Placozoa, Uniplacotomia, Trichoplacea, Trichoplacidae. The transcript has 7 exons. The annotation marks the transcript as partial. The record is from RefSeq and is a predicted model, not a curated record. Gene Ontology annotation, cellular component: cytosol; peroxisomal membrane. Gene Ontology annotation, molecular function: ATP binding; ATP hydrolysis activity.